Molecule: messenger RNA, 9853 nt
Organism: Saccostrea echinata
Lineage: Eukaryota; Metazoa; Mollusca; Bivalvia; Ostreida; Ostreidae
Product: probable helicase senataxin
Exons: 30
Coding region: 100-8457 (2785 amino acids)
Molecular function (GO): 5'-3' DNA helicase activity
Source: RefSeq, a predicted model, not a curated record
UGCAGAGUGAUACUAUGGAUAUUUUGUAGCUACUUUAAAAAAAGACAUCUGAACUAAUUGAAUAAAGGAAAAUCAACUACAAAAGAAUGUGUAAAGAAAAUGGAUACAGAUGAAAAUUCCAGUAAUAGCUCUUCCUGCACGGUGUUAGAGAUUGAUGGAGAGGAAGAAACGUGGAAUAGCACUGCAAGAAGAGGUCAGGGAAAAAGAAAGAGUAAUAAAAGAGGUCAUUUGUCUAGAUCUGAUUCCAAUGAGAAACAUAGUAGUGAUGGAGGGGGAAUGAAAAAGAAAAGGUUAAAGAAAAAAGCUCAAGUUGGUGUAAAAUCAUCUGGAAGGAAAGAAACAGUAGGGAAUCAACAAAGAAAAUCCAUUAAGGGAAAAUCAGGAAAGGCAAAAGCUCUGUCCUCAACUAAGAUUAACAACAUUGGAAUACAUGGAUUUGAGAGCGAACCUAUAUUUUCACAAGUGCUGAGAAGUAAAAAUGGCUUUGAGUUCUCGGAAAAUGAUUCUGAGCAGACAGUCAUGUUAUCUGAUGAUGACAAUAAGGCUGGGGGAAAAAAUACUGUUAGAAUUCCUUCAAUCCAUUUUAGUAGCAGUGAUGGAGAAGUGGACACAGACGAGGAAGAUUUACCUACUCUUGUUAAACCCCAUUGCAGACAUAAAAACUCUGAUUUUGCUGGAUUAGAGAGUUCUCGUUUCACAGUGAAUCAGAAGACGUUCAGUACUCAGGACAUCGAAGACAAGGAAUUCUGGUCAGAUCAGGAAGGGAGCAGUUCAGAUGAUGAUACCCCCAUUCUGCAACUGAACCUUGGAAAAAUCACUGCAGCUUUCAAGGAAAGCAAAUUGUCAGGAUUCAAGGACAAAAUUAACAAGGUCAGACUCACGAAAACAGAUCUGAAUGAAGAAUCAGAGCCGCAGAAUACUGGCAAUUGGAAAAAAGUUUCUUCUUCCAACUCAACAUCUUAUCCCUCAAGACAGCUAAAGCAAGAGGCUGUAGACAAUGUAUUGAUUGAGCAUGGGAAUCCAGUCUUGAAAGCAGGAAGCAAAAUUAAGGAUGAGUUCCAAAUGAAUAUUACAAAUGAAGAAAGUGAAGAUGAGACUCAGCCAUUUGAUGAUGACCUCCCUGACCUUUCACCUCCACCAGAUGUUAUUCAGUCACCUAGAUCAGAUAGUGAGCGAGAGCAAUCACCGGAAAUCUUUAAAGAGGAGGAGCCUUCUGUUAAAACUGAGCAGGUGUGCUACACUCAGAUGGAUGACUGCAUCUACAUAGAAGAUUCUGAGGAGGAGGAAUUGUCUCAGUCUCUCUUCCAGCAAGAAGUUAAGCUGGAGCUGGAUGAUUCUAGUGACAGUGAUGUGGAGGAUGGUAAUGAAGAAAGCUGGCGAGAAAUCCUCUGUCUUGAUGAUUCUGAUGAUGGCAGUGACACAAAUGAGAGAGUUUACAAGAGAAAUGACCCAGAGGAAACUUUGGAUACUGCUUACGAAGUUGACACCCAGCUUGAUGCGGAUUUAAAAGAUCCAUACACGAGUGCUACUCAAAUUGACAGAAAAGAUCCAUACACGAGUGCUACUCAAAUUGACAGAAAAGAUCCAUACAUGAGUGCUACUCAAAUUGACAGAAAAGAUCCAUACACCAGUGAAACUCAGACUGACAACCAUCUGGUGUGUUCUAGUGACUCUGAAGACUAUGAUAUUUAUAACAGUGCCACACAAGUGGAUCAAAACAGAAAGAAUAACAGUAGGAAUGAACAAAAAUGUAAACUGAAGGAUUUAUAUUUAGAUUCUACUCAAGUUGAUUCAAGAUCUUCGAUAUAUUGGAAUCCAUCUGAAAGAAUGGAAGCAGGGCAUAGAGAGGUGGAUCCAUACUCAAAUGCAACACAGGUGGAUGUUCAAGCAGGGAAGAAAAGAAGUAUAACUCAGGUGGUGAGGAAGAAAAAUCACUUAAAACAACAACAGGAGGACACAGACCCAUAUGCUUGCUGUACUCAGGUUGAAAAUGACUCAGUUUUGAGUAGUUGUCAAGUUGAGGAAAGAGAUCCAUUCUCAGGAGCAACUCAGGUGGAUGUGUUAUGUCAUUCACCAGACUCAGAUGCAGCACACCCCCAGGUUGAUCAUGCUGGUAGUGGUGGAGGUUCAUCAGUUCAUGACACCGCUGAUGAAGAGGGGACUAGUCCUGAUCCUUAUGACAUACAAACUCAGAUAGACACUUCUGAUCAUAAACACAUCUCAGAUUGGGACACUCAGAGUGUCUCUGAAAUAGAUGAGGAUGAUAUUAUUUUGCUGACUGAAUUGGAAUCUCAAGAGGAAGAUGAAGCACAAUCAGCCAUUAAGGAAAAGACACUCUUAACAAAAUCAGACAUACAAACCAGCAAACCAUUCAAACAGAGUGAAAAAGUUGCUACUAGAAAUCAUCAGACUGAGAAUUUAGUCAAUGUGUAUGAACUAGCAACUCAGGUAGAUUAUGAAGAAGAUAAAUGUGUUCAGAAUCACUCACAGAGCUUGGCAGAGGGGUCAGAGAUAAGAGAUGACUUGGAAGAAAACGAUAAAAAGAGAGGGAAGACUAAGAAUGUAUUUGACUUGUACCAGAUGGAAACACAAGUUACAGAUCAGUCUAGUGUCAAACAGGAUGAAGAACCAAAGUCCAGUGAGUCUUGGAGUGAUAUGGAAUUAUAUGAAUGUGACACUCAAGUUGAUUUUCUGAAUGAUUUCCCAAAGAAAAGUAUAGCGUCAGAAACAUUAAGCAGGGUGCAUUCGACAAAGAAAAGCUCGGUUUCAUCAUCAUCAACAAUUACCACACAACAUCAGACUAAGUCACCUGAAAAACAUUCAGAUGACCUAGAGAUAGCAAAAUUAGAUGGGGUGGAAAGCUCUGCAAAGAAAAACAGUCGGCAAGACCUACGCCAUUCUUCAUACAAUCCCCCAAUGUUAAAGAGGGUGAUGUCCUCUAACCAAAGACCUGUCAUCCCCAUAUCACCUCAGAGAGAAAAGUCAACAAAGGAAAAGAGAGAGCAGUUCAAAGCUAGGAGUUUUUAUUCAAAGAAACAACUAGAUUUAGGAGAAUCAGGCAGAAGGACGAAAGAGACGGAUUAUAGCAUCACAAAGACAUUGACCUCACAUAUAAAUGCUGGUCCUGCUGGAAGUAGUGUUGAAACUGACAGAAAUGGAACAUCUGGAUGGCUGUCAAAGGCCACCGGAAAGACAGAUUAUAGAAAAAGACGACGAGCUAUCAGUGGAGGAGCUCAAACAAAGAAAAGAAAGGAGGAGGUGACAACAACAGUGAAUAUGGAUGCUAUAAUUAAAGCUAAAGCAGAAAUGAUUGCUCGGAACUGGGUCAAACCUUUAUUACCAGAACCAGUCAGAAAAGCCAGUAUAAGUACCAGUUCAAAUUUUACUGAGGAUGUGGAAAUGCCAGAACUAGAGGAGGUUAUGAGAAAACAGUUGCCAUUACUAACCACGGAAAACAGGCGCUCUCAUUCCUCACCAGCAAAGCAAGGCACUCUCAUUCCUCACCAGCAAAGUAAGGUAAUAUUAACAACAGAAAACAGGUGCUCUCAUUCCUCACAGCAAAGCAAGGUAAUAUUAACAACAGAAAACAGGUGCUCUCAUUCCUCACCAGCAAAGCAAGGUAAUAUUAACAACAGAAACAGGUGCUCUCAUUCCUCACCAGCAAAGCAUGGUAAUAUUAACAACACAAAAACAGGAGCUCUCAUUCCUCACCAGCUAAGCAAGAAAAUAGAUGCUCCCAUUCCUCACCAGCAAAGCAAGGUAAUAUUAACAACACAAAAAACAGGAGCUCUCAUUCCUCACCAGCAAAGCAAGGUUAUGUUAACAACAGAAACAGGAGCUCUCAUUCCUCACAGCAAACCAAGUGAGACUGCAUCCAGAUAUGCAGACAAUGUGGGUGAUGUCCAUUUUCAGACACACAAGGAGAAUGAAAGAAAAGACACCUUAAAAGAUAGUUCUUAUAAAUCCUAUUUAGUAGACAAUAAAUUAAGUGACUCAUUUACAAAAAACAACAAUCACAAGUCCAGAUUAAGUAAUAAGGAAAGUCAGCAGAGUUCUAGUUUGAAAGAUAAAAGUAGUUCAGUUAUGAUUUCAAAUAAUGAAGAUUUAAAAUCCAGUAAAAACAAUUUUGAAAAAACAUAUGCAAAAGACAAGAAUAAUUCAAGAGAAUUUAGUUCAAGUAACAUGGAUAGUGUAAGAAGAUCCAGUGCAAAGGAUAGUUCAUCAAAAUAUAAUUCAAGAGACAAAGACAGUACCUCAAGACCAAGUUAUAAAGAUAAGAAUUGUUCAAAAGAUAGAGGUAGGUCAGCAUUUCACAUUUCAAAGGAGUGUUCAGUAAAAUCUGUUUCAAAGGAGAGUGGUAAUUCAAAAAGAGAAGAUUCUAAGAGUAAGGAUACUAAAGAGAGAUCUCAUUCAAAAAACAGUGAAAGCUUAGGAAAAUCUAGUUCAAAAGACAAAGAAUGUCUGAGAACAUCUCAUUUAAAACAAAGUAAUAGUGCAGGGAAAUCCAGUUCAAAACAUAUGAAUAAUUCAGAAAGAUCAUCUAGUUCAAAAAGCAAGGAUAGUUCAGGAAAAUCUAGCUCAAAAGACAGGGAUAGUUCAAAAGAUAAGGAUAGUUCCAGAUCAAAGCAUGGUUCAGGGAGAUCUCACUCGAAAGAUGAGGAAAGUUCUAAAAAAUUAAAUUCAGAUUAUUCAGAAAGUUCAGGAAAAUCAAAUUCAAAAGAUCAGGAUAAUGGUCUUAGAAAAACUUGUUCAAAAGACAGAGAUACUUCAAGAAGAUCCAGCUCAAGAGAAAAAGAUAGUUCAUCCAGUUUAUGGCAUGGGUCAGAAAGACAUCUCUCAAAAAACAAUACUUCAUUGGAAACUGCAGAAGAAAAUUUUAAUUCUGGAAAAUUUCAUUCAAAAGAUAAGUAUAGUUUAAAAUCAAGUAAAAAAGACAAGGAUAAUAUAAGAGAUAAACAUAGAUCCAGUAUAUCAAGCUCUAAACAUAGCUCCAGGAUAUCAAGCUCAAAGCAGAGUUCAGGAGGAUCUCAUUUAAAAGACAAGAAUGGAAAAUCCACUUUGGAAGAAAAAGACAUAAAGAGAUCCAGUUCAAAAGAAUACUAUACUUCAAUUACAUUAGAUGCAAGGGAAGUGGAUGGGAGAAAUGUACAAAAACACAUAAAUCUGGGAGGAAAUGGAAAAGAGAAUUCUUCUAGUAGCAGUUCUAGGAACUCUUCUUUAUUAGAGUCCAUUGAUAUCCCAAUAGAAGAUACUGGUAAUUAUAAUAGAAAGCAAAAAUUCAAAAAUUUAAAUUCUGAACACAAUGAAGUAGAAAAUAAUUUGGCAGAGAAGAAAGUUUCAGACGUUUUAAAAUUACAUCCAACCACUACUACCUUUCACGAGGGCAAAGGAUUGGAGACAAAUGUUGGGGCUGAUGCUCUGACAUCACCUAAUGGUUCUUCUGCUCCAGGGAUGGUAGAGGAUGUUGGAUGUGUACAGCAGACUGACAAGGAGGAGGAAGAGGAAGAUGUGAAACUGGGAAAAUUAGCAAAAGCAGCUGCCAUUGAAAAACUCAUCUCCUCACAGGAAAUGGAGGAAGAUGGAUCCAAUGUUAUCAUUAUUGAUGAUGAUGAUCUUGAUGAUGAUGUUGGUGAAGAGAAAAAGAUGGAAACAUCUACUAAGAAGAAGCCAAAUUUUGUGAAGGUUGUAUCAGGCAUUAAAUCCAUCCUCAACAAAGAAUUCCGUACAUUUUUUGCUGAUAAAAAUGAUGAGAGUGCCAGAAGAGGUCAGUGUGUUAAGUUCAGACUUGCAUCAGACCAUGCUUCACUGCGCACCCAGAAGUAUGUAAACUCCCUCAUCCAGAAGAAAAAGGGGGGAGUUCAGCCAGCACAGAGUAAUAUACAUCAGCUAGUAAGUGGUCAACAACUUACACAUAGUGAGGGCUGUAGGACAGCAGAGAAACAACAGGGACCCUGUAGUGUCCAGAAAAAUAUUCCUAGAAAACUUCAAGCAGUAUCCAGCAUGGACUCGGCUUGUGUGGCUACCCAAAACAGACAGGUCAAGGUCAAUGGAAGUAGGUCAGCUGGGGUAGAAAGUGACCACUGCUCCCAGUUCUUCAAACACCUUUUAAAGUGGAAUCCUGCCUGGUUUGCUGAAGCAGAAGACAAGACUCGUAGACAUUGUUUUGAGCCCCCACCUGUGUCAGGCGUAGUGUUCCCUAUUCCAGAGAAAUUUGACAACUACAAAGAUUAUGUAGACAUAUUUAUCCCUCAUCUGCUGCAGGAGGCAUGGGAACAGUCUUAUCAAAGCUGGAAGACAUGGAAGAACCGGAAUUCUUAUCCACAAAUUGGAGCUGUUUAUUCAUCAGUUGAAAAAAGUAAUGCAACCAGUAAUGCAUUUGAAAGAUACACAUGGUAUAGUAUAAUUACAAAACAGAUGUACGAAACAAUGAGAAAAAAUGACCAGUUGGGUGACAAAUUUCUUGUUAUCAUAAAAGACUAUGGCCAUUACCUGAAAAGCAAGGAAAGGAAAAUGGAUGAAAAAUUGUACCAGCCAAAUUAUUGGGACCAGAUUGGAUACAUAGAAAAAAUCCAGCCCCAUACCCACCCAGAGAAAGUGAAACAGACCCUUAAUACAUUCAAAGUUUUAGGAACUGAUCCUUCCGCACGGCAGAAUGGUGCUAUUGUCCUGUGUCUAACUAUCCUCAGUCGACGACGCCCACUUUUCAAACACCUGUUGGAUAAACUAUCUUUCAUACAGCCUUUGGCUUCUUUGGUAACCACUGUGCGUCAGUUUAAUGCUGUCAGCAGUCUUCCCAAAAGUCCACUAUGUCAGCACAUCCUGUCCCCUGGGCAGAAGGAAGUGUUUUACCAAAAUGUUACAGUUGCUGAACCUGAGAAGCAGUCUCUAAAGCAGUACAACGAUUCCCAGCGUCUGGCCAUAUGUACAGCAUCAAAGAUGAUAUUACAGGAUUCACAGGUGCCUAAGAUCGGUCUCCUUCAAGGUCCCCCAGGCACAGGCAAAAGUCUCACUGUCGUCGGCAUUGUAGAAAAAUUUUUACAGCUUUGUGGGUCCCAUUUGCGGAUUUGUCUCUGUGCUCCAUCCAAUAAUGCUGUAGAUCUUCUAAUAAAACGUUUGGAUGACCACAAAAAAGAAAAAAGAAACACAGGUUUUGCCUCAGCCUUGUCGAUUGUCAGGAUAGGAAAUACAGAAUCUAUCCACAAAGAUGUCAAAAAGUUUAGUCUAUCAGACAUCGUACAGGAGGAGGCUACUAAAUUGAGAAGAGAAAAGAAACUGGAAAAUAUCCCUUCAAGUGUUCGAGCAAACUACGAUCAAAUGAAACAAAAGAUGGAGCAACUGAGGAAUAAAAGAAACAAUAGUAAAGGAAGGGAGGUUGAACGUCUGACAGCUGAUUUAAGACAACUAGAAAGACGAGUUAAAGAGAUGGAAAAAGAUCACUUUCAGCAGAUCCAGGAUAUUUCCCUCACUAGAGCGGAGGAACUCAGCUUAAAACAGAAGAUACUACAGUCAGCUACAAUAGUUUGUGGAACACUCUCAGCAUUUGGACAGUAUUUUAUCUUUGAUUUACUGAGUCAUCGGAAACGUGAAGGAAAACCAAUGUUUGACUGUGUUAUUGUAGACGAAGCUUCACAAGCUAAUGAGCUGGACUGCAUAAUACCACUGCAGUAUGAAGUAAACAAGUUUAUUUUGGUAGGGGAUCCAGAGCAACUUCCUCCCACAGUUACAUCAAGUAAAGCUGCAAGGAACUACUUUGGUCAAUCACUGUUUGAGAGGUUUUACCGUCAUUUCCAGUCAAGUAAAGAAGACCCCAGUCCUAUCUUGAUGUUGGACACCCAAUAUCGCAUGCAUCCUGACAUAGCUUACUGGCCAUCCCAGUACAUAUAUCAAGGAAAACUCAAAACUGACAGGUCUUUGAGGCAACGCUAUAAGGAAAACAGUAGACUGAAGCCAUUUGUUCUGUUUGAUGUUGAGGACAGCCUUGAACACCUCUCUCAAACCACAGGGUCUGUGAACAAUCCAACAGAGGUAGAGUUUAUUGUUCAGUUGUCUCUGGUCAUUCUGAAGUCUACAAGACCACAGAAUAUAGGGAUCAUCGCUCCCUAUAAAAGUCAGAAGCGCCUGCUGUUCUCCAGUCUAAGCCAGAAUGGAGUAAGAGACAUAGAAAUAAGUACUGUAGAUGGAUUCCAGGGACGAGAAAAAGAGGUCAUCAUAUUCUCUUGUGUCAGAGCAAAAAGCCAGUCUGGAUCUAUUGGUUUUAUGGCAGACAGAAAGAGGAUGAAUGUGGCUCUAACUCGUGCCAAGUCUGCACUGUACAUUGUUGCUCAUCUGGAUUCAUUACAAACUGUUGCUGAUUGGAAGAAUCUGAUUGGAGAUGCCACACGAAGAAAUUUAAUUUAUUCCGUGGCCAGCGGGAAAGACUUCACCGAAGCUGCUAAGAAUAUUUUAAUUCAGAAAUAAGGAUUGGACUAUGGUGUUUUCGUCAAUGAGGAGUGGACUUUGAUGCUGCAUAAAUUGAGGAGAAAUCUUUGAAGUUGUCUUAUAUGAGGAGUGGAACAUCAGCAUGUUGUUGGACAUUUCCGUCAAAGUCAAAUUAAUUAAGAUAUCAGUAAAUUUCAUAUGCAGUUGCCCCGUCAUAAAUAUGGCCCUGGCAUUUAGUGUUUGUCAUGCCCAACUUCCGUCCUUCUGUCAAACUUUGCGUUUAGCUCAGUUUCUAAGAAACUAAUCAAGAUAUUUUUAUCAAACUUCAAACACUGAUACAUAUUGAUGAGAAUUAUUCAAAUUAUGCAUCAACAAUUUUUGACCUUGAGUUUUCCUUUGACUUCACUUUUCUUAAAUUUGCAUUUAGUUCAGUUUCAAAGAAACUAUUCAAAAAAUUUUUAUCAAAUCAAACCUUAAGUGCUGAUACAUAUUGAUGAGAGCUAUUCAACUGCAUCAACAUUUUUUGACCUUGACCUUUCCUUUGACCUUACUUUCUUAAAUUUGCAUUUAGCUCAGUUUAUUUAAGAUCAUUUUAUGAAAGCUUAUGCACUGAUACAUAUUUUGGCGAGAAUUCAUGUCCAGUUUUUUUUUUUUUUUUUUACCUUGACCUUCCUGAUGACUCUUGACUUUACUAUUUAUUUUGUAUUAAACUUUGUUUUAAAGAAAGCAUUCCAAGAUAUUUUCACCAAACUUCAUACACAUAUACAAAUUUUCAUGUUGCAUUACUAAUGAACCAUGGACGGGGCCAUUCAUGUCCUAUGAACAUAUUUGUAGUUUUUCCUGUGGUCUUCAAAUUUAACCAAUUGCUAUAAACUAGUACUAAAAUAUAUGGUAUUAAUUCAUUAUGUAGAAUUUUGUAUCAAAACAGAUCAUUUGCUUUUUUUGUGUAGUUACGUACAUCUGAUCAUAGUUCAAAAUACUUCGUGUUCAAGUUUUGUUUCGUUUUUUGACGAGCAUAAACAAAUGAACAGUUAGACUUCCAAAUAGUGUUCAUGUAUAUACUUACUGUAUGUGUUCAUAUUGAAUUACUUAAAUAUGAAUGGGUUGUCAUUUUUUACUGAAUUAUUUAAAGGCUGUGCCAAAAUCAAAUAAGUUGUAAAAAAUGCAUUUAAUUUAUACAGGUACAUUGUAUAUACUUACACAUGUAAAAACAAAUUAUAAGUUGGUUGUCAGUUUUACUUGAGCAUUUAUUUUUACAAAGGAAAUAUUGAUGCUUCAGUCCCUGGUUUUUUUUGUCAUUUUUAUUUUUUUAUCAAUCAGAUUAAAGAUUUUCAGCACAAAAUUGAUGGCUGUAUAAAUUUUGAUGUCCAGGUCACAGGGGCUUGCUCCUGGCUUGUAAAAAGUAUUUAAUAAAAACAUAUAUACGAUAUACUAA